Molecule: messenger RNA, 1300 nt
Organism: Prosopis cineraria
Lineage: Eukaryota; Viridiplantae; Streptophyta; Magnoliopsida; Fabales; Fabaceae
Product: zingipain-2-like
Exons: 4
Coding region: 49-1143 (364 amino acids)
Cellular component (GO): lysosome
Molecular function (GO): cysteine-type endopeptidase activity
Source: RefSeq, a predicted model, not a curated record
UACAAGAACUACAUCGACAAGCUUUAUUAUCAGCAUCGUAUUUGAAAGAUGAGUUCCCUCGUAAUCAAGUUGUUCUUCCCUCUGUUUCUCUCUCUCUCUAUGAUAUGUCUCUCUUCUUGUAUUCCUCGCGAUGACCUCGACAGGAGGUUCACUUCAGAGGAAGAAGCCUUGGGACAAUUUCAGCUGUGGCAGAAGGAAUACGGACGAGAGUACGAUAAUCUGAAGGAGGAGGCCAAGAGAUUUGAGAUUUUCAAAGAGAACUUGAAGUACAUCAGAGAGACAAAUGCAAGAAGAGAAUCGCCCUUCGACUAUAGCUUGGGACUCAACGAGUUUGCAGAUCUGAGCAGGGAGGAGUUCAGUAAGAUUUUUACGCCUGACAUGGGUCCAAUCCCCAAAGACAACAUGAACUUGAACGAUGACGAUGACAAUGAUUCAUGUCCUAAUGCCCCGGCUUCCAUAGAUUGGAGGAAGAAAGGAGCCGUCACUAAGGUUAAGAACCAAGGUUAUUGUGGAAGUUGUUGGGCAUUUGGCUCCAUAGGAGCCAUGGAAGGAAUAAAUGCAAUAGUCAAAGGAAAGCCAAGUGUGAGCCUUUCUGCACAAGAACUCGUAGAUUGUGAUAAAGAUUGCUAUGGUUGUAGGGGAGGGUGGCACAAUAGAGCAUUUGAAUAUGCUAUAAACAAUGGUGGCAUUGCCAAAGAAGCUGAUUAUCUCUAUACUGCUCAAGAUGGCACCUGCAAAGCCUCCACGAUAAAAAGGAAAGCUGUCACUUUGAGUGGGUAUAAAAAUGUGACCUCUUACUCGGAGAAAUCUUUAUAUUGCGCGGUCUCAAGGCAGCCAGUUACCGUGGGUUUGAAUUCAAUGGAUUUUCAAUUUUACCAGGAUGGAAUCUAUGAUGGAGAAAACUGCACAAGAUACAAUGUUACGCACAUUAGUCAUGCUGUCUUGAUUGUGGGUUAUGACACGGUGGCGGGGCAUGAUUACUGGAUUGUGAAAAACUCAUGGGGAGAAAGUUGGGGCAUGAAGGGAUACAUAUUCAUCAAACGAAACACAGAUAACAAAAAUGGAGUAUGCUUGAUUAAUUGCUGUGGUUCUUACCCAACUAAAGAAGCAGUGAAGCCUGAGAAUUACUACUCCUCUAUUUGAACUGAUCACUUCUGGUUGUUUUCCUUGUAAGUAUAAAUAAGCCUGGCCUUGUGUAGUGUGUGUUGGGCAUAAAUAAGUGGCAAAUGAUUUGCCUUUAAAAAAAGGUUAUGUCAGUAAGACUUAUUAAUUAAAUAAAUUAAGGUUAUGUCUAAUGUAA